CAUCUUUGCUUGGAAAAUGAAUUUUCUGGUAUUUUCGUCCAAACACACAGCCCCUCAAGACCUAGCUAUAAAUACCCCUCCUCUCCGUUGGUUCCCUCCCUCGAAAUCUCAUCUUGUCUUUACCCUUUUGUCUUUUUUCUCUACGUUAUCUCAUUUUCUCCUCUGAAACUCCCGAUCUCUGCCCUAAUUCCUCCAAUUCCAUCCCCAAAUCCUCUCAUUUCUGCGCUAAUUCCCCAUUUUCCUCUCCCAAAUCCCUUAUCCAUUCCUUUUCGCUGCAUUUCUAGGGUUUCUUCAUCUAUUUCACCCCAUUUUAUAGGGGUUUUUAAAAAUCAAUUCCCCCAUUUUCUAGGGUUUCUGCUUCCAAUGCCGCCUCCGACGAAGCCCAAUGCGGCCACCUCCGGACAGGAGGAGGACGACGACGAAGAUGCCCCCUCGCAUUGUCUCUGGGUCGGGAACCUCUCGUCUGACACCGUCGAUAACGAUCUGAUGGGGGUCUUUGCCAAGUACGGCGCGCUCGACUCCGUCACGACGUACUCGUCGAGGAGUUAUGCAUUCGUCUACUUCAAGCACCUCGACGACGCCCGGGCUGCCAAGGAGGCGCUCCAAGGCACAACCGUUCACGGCAAUGUCAUCAGGAUCGAGUUCGCUCGGCCGGCUAGACCCGGUAAGCUUCUUUGGGUUGGAGCAAUCAGUUCAUCUGUCACAAAGGAACAGCUUGAAGAUGAGUUUACAAAGUUUGGAAAGAUUGAGGAACUCAAGUUCCUCAGGGAUCGAAACUCAGCUCUUGUUGGAUAUUAUAAAUUAGAAGAUGCCGUUGCAGCUAUGAAAAAUAUGAACGGAAAGCGGUUAGGUGGUGAGCAAAUGCGAGUAGAUUUUCUGAGGUCACAACCAUCAAGAAGAGACAAUUGGCCUGAUCAUCAUGACCAAAGGGAUGGACACUUUAACAACAGAAGGGAGUCGAGGGACAGAGGUCCUCCAGAGUCAUUUUGGACCCCACCAGAUGGAAUGAGAAACUUCCCUGAAUCUUCCCAUUUUGGACCUAGAAGGCAUCCGUCUGCUCAACCACCAGGUGGGCGAAGAGGGGAUGGCCACCCUAGCAACAUCUUAUGGAUUGGAUAUCCACCAUCAGUUCAAAUAGAUGAACAGAUGCUUCACAAUGCUAUGAUUCUAUUUGGUGAAAUCGAAAGAAUCAAAAGUUUUCCAUCAAGGCAUUAUUCCUUUGUAGAAUUCAGAAGCAUUGAUGAAGCUCGGCGUGCCAAGGAAGGCCUGCAGGGUCGUCUUUUUAACGAUCCUAGGAUUCAAAUUAUGUUUUCAAGCAGUGAGCUUGCACCUGGUAAGUAUAACCCGGGUUUUUUUCCUGCAAUUAGAGGACCAAGACCAGAUAUGUUCUUUAAUGAACCUCCAUAUGGACCCGGGCCCCCAGAAUUCUUUGGUCAUCCACGUCCAAUGGCUCCAAACAGUUUUCUUGGACCUCCACCUCCUAAUGGCAUGCCUAGACCAAACAUGUUAAUGAGGCCUUUUGGGCCGCGAGGUUUUGAUCCACUCCUCGGAGGCCCAGAGUUUGGCAGUUCGGCUGCCCUUCACCAUAACUUUCCCGAUUCAAAUCCAAUGGCUCCAAAUUGGAGAAGGCUAUCUCCCCCUGCACCAGGGAUGCUCCCCUCUCCCGCGCAAGGCAUGCGGCCACCCAUCAGGCCCAUGCCCGGUAUGUGGGAUGGAUUUGAUCCAAACCCUUUCCACAGAGAUCCAAAGAGAUCAAGGAUUGAGGGCCCUCCAUCCAAUGAUGAUGCUCCUUUCCAUGCCAGAAGGAUGGAUAAUCAGGGAAUUGGAGACCCAUUUGGUGCUUCAGGUCCGCUUGCAAAUGUUCAAGUUCAAAUUCAUCGUAGCCCAGUAGGCGUAAGGGGUCCGAGUGUAGACCGAUCUGGCCAUAUUGAGCACCGUAGCCUUCCUGAUAAAGAUCACUGCUGGCGUGGUAUUAUUGCGAAAGGUGGAACUCCUGUUUGUAAUGCUCGAUGUGUACCAAUAGGGAAGGGGAUAGACUCUCAGCUCCCUGAAGCUGUGAAUUGCUCCGCUAGAACAGGAUUGGAUAUGCUCACGAAGCACUAUGCAGAGGCCAGUGGUUUUGAUAUUGUUUUCUUCUUACCAGACAGUGAAGAAGAUUUUGCUUCCUACACUGAAUUUCUACAUUAUCUGGGAGCCAAGAAUCGCGCUGGUGUUGCAAAACUUGAUGAUGGGACUACUUUAUUUUUGGUGCCUCCAUCAGAUUUUUUAACUAAUGUUCUGAAUGUGUCUGGUCCUGAACGUCUUUAUGGGGUGGUUCUCAAAUUGCCCCAGCAACCAGCAAGUGUAGCUGAACAACAACCACAACAGUCCAUUCCUCCACCAUCACAGUAUAUUGAUAGACAACAGUUACCUCCUCUGCCACCAGCCGAUCAUAACUUUGGUCCUCCAAAGGAGGACCAUGUCUUGCAAGUUGAUUAUAAUAGGGUUUUGCAUGAGGACCCAAUGCCUCAUGCAGGAGGUGCUAAACUGCCGAUAGGACAAACCAAUCAAUCACAUGUAAUGCAGUCUCUUCCCCCAGAUUAUGGCAGUAAUCCUGCAGCGCAACCCCAGGGUGGAGUGUCCUUGACACCAGAGCUCAUUGCAACUUUAGCUGCCCUACUUCCUGCCAACACACAGUCUCCUGCUUCGAACACGGGUUGGAGUCAGGACCAUCAAGCGACAGGGUCUGGUGUUCCCCAUACUUUAAGAGAAGAGCAAAUAACUCAUCAACCACAACAGUUUAGCCAUCAACUUAAUAAUCAGUCGCCACUUUUCUCUCAAUUUCCAACUUACACAAAUGUUGCAAAUGGACCAGAAAUCUCCGGACAAGCGGCAGUUGGUGGCCCACAGGUUCAGGAGCCUGCCUUGAAUGCGCAACAGUCUGCUUAUCCUUCUAGGUCCAUGAGUAACUUUGGGGUCCCAUUCCAAGGUGGGCCAUUUACUCUUCCCCAGGCCAAUCAGCAAUAUCAGCUAGAUGCUUCUCAGAAUUACAGCAUGGUACAUGCAACAGAUACCGCUGGGGUAUUCCGUCCACCAGUCCCUCAGCAACCAAAGCCAAUGACUUCAGCUGCUCAGGCUCAGAGCGGUAUUAUAUCCCAACUACAGAUGGGCAUGCCAUCUGUAACUGAUCAAGUACAUGCGGGGUUCCCUAAUCAGGUACAAUUGCAGUCUGUGCUCUCAGCUCCUGUUCAGGGAACAUCAGAAGGUGAGGCAGACAAAAAUCAGCGGUACCAAUCAACCCUGCAAUUUGCUGCUAGCCUUCUGCAACAGAUACAACAGCAGCAAGCAAAUUCUCAAGCCAUGCAAGGAUCUGGCAAUCAACAGUGAGAAACAUGUUAUCAGGUGGGGUUGUGAUGUGAUCCUUUAUAAGGGAUUUGGUCUGUUUGUGUGGUGGCAAUUGCAAGGGAGAAGUUUCAUGAUCUCAACUAACGGAACUUUCAAGUGUGUUUGAUGUCAAUCAGCUCUGAAAUUCCUUCUCCUUCCCUCUGUGGGUCCCUCUCUUUUCUCCUUUAUGAUAGCGAGAACCUAAUGAAAAAAAAAGAAAGGAAAUUUUGGGGAAUUUUCCGUGGGAACGUAGACACUAAGUUAUUAAAAAAAAAAAAAAAAGAUUGUGGUUUCAUGUUUA
This is a messenger RNA of Magnolia sinica, 3664 nucleotides long. RefSeq names its product flowering time control protein FPA-like. Lineage: Eukaryota; Viridiplantae; Streptophyta; Magnoliopsida; Magnoliales; Magnoliaceae. Gene Ontology annotation, molecular function: RNA binding. The record is from RefSeq and is a predicted model, not a curated record.